Molecule: messenger RNA, 10875 nt
Organism: Closterium sp. Yama58-4
Lineage: Eukaryota; Viridiplantae; Streptophyta; Zygnematophyceae; Desmidiales; Closteriaceae
Source: the annotation of a GenBank genome assembly
AUGGGUUGCUUCAACUCAAAACCAAGCGGGAAUAGCAUCCCAAUAUCACGAAACUCCAAGCCACUGCCUUCUCUCUCAACUGCGAAAUCAUCGGUAGAAGACGGUAACGAGUCUUCUGUGAAAUUCCUCACCUACGAUGACAUCAAGCGAGCCACGGAAAACUUUUCCGACGUCCUCGGUGAAGGGGGGUUUGGUAAGGUGUACAAGGGCCGGUUGCGCGGCGUUAACGGGGACGCCGACGAGGAUGCGACUUUCGUCGCGGUCAAAGUUCUGGCUCCUCACAGUUUCCAAGGAAUGGACGAGUUUCUGAAUGAGAUCACUACAGUGGAGGGCGUGCAACACCCCAACAUUGUGAGGCUGCUGGCGUGCUGCACAGAGAAGGUCAAGGCGCUGGUUUACGAGUACAUCCCCAUGGGCGAUGUCGAUGCAUGGCUUGCAAAAUGUUCGGAAGGCAAGGCAAAGUUUUCCUGGGCUGAUCGGAUGAAAGUGAUAAUGGGAACAGCAGAGGCGCUGACGUUCAUUCACAAACAGCGGUACAUUCACCGGGACUUCAAGUCCAGCAAUGUGCUUCUAACGGAAGACUUCACACCGAAGGUGGCCGAUUUCGGUCUUGCCAAGGGCAUAGAGGACUGGAAAACGCAUGUCACAACACGAGUCAUGGGCUCCAUGGGAUACAUUGAUCCCACAUACUUUGAGUCAGGUCAUUUGUGUGACAAAAGUGACGUGUUCGCUUUCGGUCUGUUCAUGGUUGAGAUUCUCGCGGGCAAGUCAGUGCUUCGACAAGGUUUCGCUGAAGAUAUUAAGGCGUGGUUGUACGAGGCGGAUGCUCCCAGCGCUGCGGAUAUGAUGGACCUUGCAAUUAUCAAUGAAGCAAACAAGACGGAAGCGAGUGCCAUCGCGAUAAUUGCCAAGCAGUCGAAGGCCCUCCCCAUGGGGGGUUGCUUGUCGCAGCCCAGCAGCGAUGCGAAGACGUCAAAUUACCCGGUGAAGAAGCUGGUGGGGGCGGGAUUCCCAGAAUAUUCAUACGAUGAGAUGAUGCUGAUGACCGACAAGCUCAAGAAGCCCAUCGGCCAGGGGGCGGAGCUAUUGGUGAUGGAGCAGCUGUUGUGUGACCAACGUCCUGUCGUUCUAUGCCUUUUUUGCCCCUUCUCCCACUCUUCCUCGUCUCUCUCUCCCCAAUCCCACUCUCCCUUGUCUCACUCUUCCUUAUCUCACUCUCCUCUCCCCUGUCUCACUCUCCCCCCCCGCUCACUCUCCCUUACUCUCUCUCUCCUCUCCCUGUCUCACUCUCCCCCCCGCUCACUCUCCCUUAUCUCUCCUCUCCCCUGUCUCACUCUCCCCCCCGCUCACUCUCCCUUAUCUCUCCUCUCCCCUGUCUCACUCUCCCCCCCGCUCACUCUCCCUUAUCUCUCCUCUCCCCUGUCUCACUCUCCCCCCCGCUCACUCUCCCUUAUCUCUCCUCUCCCCUGUCUCACUCUCCCCCCCGCUCACUCUCCCUUAUCUCUCCUCUCCCCUGUCUCACUCUCCCCCCCGCUCACUCUCCCUUAUCUCUCCUCUCCCCUGUCUCACUCUCCCCCCCGCUCACUCUCCCUUAUCUCUCCUCUCCCCUGUCUCACUCUCCCCCCCGCUCACUCUCCCUUAUCUCUCCUCUCCCCUGUCUCACUCUCCCCCCCGCUCACUCUCCCUUAUCUCUCCUCUCCCCUGUCUCACUCUCCCCCCCGCUCACUCUCCCUUAUCUCUCCUCUCCCCUGUCUCACUCUCCCCCCCGCUCACUCUCCCUUAUCUCUCCUCUCCCCUGUCUCACUCUCCCCCCCGCUCACUCUCCCUUAUCUCUCCUCUCCCCUGUCUCACUCUCCCCCCCGCUCACUCUCCCUUAUCUCUCCUCUCCCCUGUCUCACUCUCCCCCCGCUCACUCUCCCUUAUCUCUCCUCUCCCCUGUCUCACUCUCCCCCCCGCUCACUCUCCCUUAUCUCUCCUCUCCCCUGUCUCACUCUCCCCCCCGCUCACUCUCCCUUAUCUCUCCUCUCCCCUGUCUCACUCUCCCCCCCGCUCACUCUCCCUUAUCUCUCCUCUCCCCUGUCUCACUCUCCCCCCCGCUCACUCUCCCUUAUCUCUCCUCUCCCCUGUCUCACUCUCCCCCCCGCUCACUCUCCCUUAUCUCUCCUCUCCCCUGUCUCACUCUCCCCCCCGCUCACUCUCCCUUAUCUCUCCUCUCCCCUGUCUCACUCUCCCCCCCCGCUCACUCUCCCUUAUCUCUCCUCUCCCCUGUCUCACUCUCCCCCCGCUCACUCUCCCUUAUCUCUCCUCUCCCUGUCUCACUCUCCCCCCCGCUCACUCUCCCUUAUCUCUCCUCUCCCCUGUCUCACUCUCCCCCCGCUCACUCUCCCUUAUCUCUCCUCUCCCCUGUCUCACUCUCCCCCCCGCUCACUCUCCCUUAUCUCUCCUCUCCCCUGUCUCACUCUCCCCCCCGCUCACUCUCCCUUAUCUCUCCUCUCCCCUGUCUCACUCUCCCCCCCGCUCACUCUCCCUUAUCUCUCCUCUCCCCUGUCUCACUCUCCCCCCCGCUCACUCUCCCUUAUCUCUCCUCUCCCCUGUCUCACUCUCCCCCCCGCUCACUCUCCCUUAUCUCUCCUCUCCCCUGUCUCACUCUCCCCCCCGCUCACUCUCCCUUAUCUCUCCUCUCCCCUGUCUCACUCCCCCCCCGCUCACUCUCCCUUAUCUCUCCUCUCCCCUGUCUCACUCUCCCCCCGCUCACUCUCCCUUAUCUCUCCUCUCCCCUGUCUCACUCUCCCCCCCGCUCACUCUCCCUUAUCUCUCCUCUCCCUGUCUCACUCUCCCCCCCGCUCACUCUCCCUUAUCUCUCCUCUCCCCUGUCUCACUCUCCCCCCGCUCACUCUCCCUUAUCUCUCCUCUCCCCUGUCUCACUCUCCCCCCCGCUCACUCUCCCUUAUCUCUCCUCUCCCCUGUCUCACUCUCCCCCCGCUCACUCUCCCUUAUCUCUCCUCUCCCCUGUCUCACUCUCCCCCCCGCUCACUCUCCCUUAUCUCUCCUCUCCCCUGUCUCACUCUCCCCCCCGCUCACUCUCCCUUAUCUCUCCUCUCCCCUGUCUCACUCUCCCCCCGCUCACUCUCCCUUAUCUCUCCUCUCCCCUGUCUCACUCUCCCCCCCGCUCACUCUCCCUUAUCUCUCCUCUCCCCUGUCUCACUCUCCCCCCGCUCACUCUCCCUUAUCUCUCCUCUCCCCUGUCUCACUCUCCCCCCCGCUCACUCUCCCUUAUCUCUCCUCUCCCCUGUCUCACUCUCCCCCCCGCUCACUCUCCCUUAUCUCUCCUCUCCCCUGUCUCACUCUCCCCCCCGCUCACUCUCCCUUAUCUCUCCUCUCCCCUGUCUCACUCUCCCCCCCGCUCACUCUCCCUUAUCUCUCCUCUCCCCUGUCUCACUCUCCCCCCCGCUCACUCUCCCUUAUCUCUCCUCUCCCCUGUCUCACUCUCCCCCCCGCUCACUCUCCCUUAUCUCUCCUCUCCCCUGUCUCACUCUCCCCCCCGCUCACUCUCCCUUAUCUCUCCUCUCCCCUGUCUCACUCUCCCCCCCGCUCACUCUCCCUUAUCUCUCCUCUCCCCUGUCUCACUCUCCCCCCCGCUCACUCUCCCUUAUCUCUCCUCUCCCCUGUCUCACUCUCCCCCCCGCUCACUCUCCCUUAUCUCUCCUCUCCCCUGUCUCACUCUCCCCCCCGCUCACUCUCCCUUAUCUCUCCUCUCCCCUGUCUCACUCUCCCCCCCGCUCACUCUCCCUUAUCUCUCCUCUCCCCUGUCUCACUCUCCCCCCCGCUCACUCUCCCUUAUCUCUCCUCUCCCCUGUCUCACUCUCCCCCCCGCUCACUCUCCCUUAUCUCUCCUCUCCCCUGUCUCACUCUCCCCCCCGCUCACUCUCCCUUAUCUCUCCUCUCCCCUGUCUCACUCUCCCCCCCGCUCACUCUCCCUUAUCUCUCCUCUCCCCUGUCUCACUCUCCCCCCCGCUCACUCUCCCUUAUCUCUCCUCUCCCCUGUCUCACUCUCCCCCCCGCUCACUCUCCCUUAUCUCUCCUCUCCCCUGUCUCACUCUCCCCCCCGCUCACUCUCCCUUAUCUCUCCUCUCCCCUGUCUCACUCUCCCCCCCGCUCACUCUCCCUUAUCUCUCCUCUCCCCUGUCUCACUCUCCCCCCCGCUCACUCUCCCUUAUCUCUCCUCUCCCCUGUCUCACUCUCCCCCCCGCUCACUCUCCCUUAUCUCUCCUCUCCCCUGUCUCACUCUCCCCCCCGCUCACUCUCCCUUAUCUCUCUCUCCCCUGUCUCACUCUCCCCCCCGCUCACUCUCCCUUAUCUCUCCUCUCCCCUGUCUCACUCUCCCCCCGCUCACUCUCCCUUAUCUCUCCUCUCCCCUGUCUCACUCUCCCCCCCGCUCACUCUCCCUUAUCUCUCCUCUCCCCUGUCUCACUCUCCCCCCCGCUCACUCUCCCUUAUCUCUCCUCUCCCCUGUCUCACUCUCCCCCCCGCUCACUCUCCCUUAUCUCUCCUCUCCCCUGUCUCACUCUCCCCCCGCUCACUCUCCCUUAUCUCUCCUCUCCCCUGUCUCACUCUCCCCCCCGCUCACUCUCCCUUAUCUCUCCUCUCCCCUGUCUCACUCUCCCCCCCGCUCACUCUCCCUUAUCUCUCCUCUCCCCUGUCUCACUCUCCCCCCCGCUCACUCUCCCUUAUCUCUCCUCUCCCCUGUCUCACUCUCCCCCCCGCUCACUCUCCCUUAUCUCUCCUCUCCCCUGUCUCACUCUCCCCCCCGCUCACUCUCCCUUAUCUCUCCUCUCCCCUGUCUCACUCUCCCCCCCGCUCACUCUCCCUUAUCUCUCCUCUCCCCUGUCUCACUCUCCCCCCCGCUCACUCUCCCUUAUCUCUCCUCUCCCCUGUCUCACUCUCCCCCCGCUCACUCUCCCUUAUCUCUCCUCUCCCCUGUCUCACUCUCCCCCCCGCUCACUCUCCCUUAUCUCUCCUCUCCCCUGUCUCACUCUCCCCCCCGCUCACUCUCCCUUAUCUCUCCUCUCCCCUGUCUCACUCUCCCCCCGCUCACUCUCCCUUAUCUCUCCUCUCCCCUGUCUCACUCUCCCCCCCGCUCACUCUCCCUUAUCUCUCCUCUCCCCUGUCUCACUCUCCCCCCCGCUCACUCUCCCUUAUCUCUCCUCUCCCCUGUCUCACUCUCCCCCCCGCUCACUCUCCCUUAUCUCUCCUCUCCCCUGUCUCACUCUCCCCCCCGCUCACUCUCCCUUAUCUCUCCUCUCCCCUGUCUCACUCUCCCCCCCGCUCACUCUCCCUUAUCUCUCCUCUCCCCUGUCUCACUCUCCCCCCGCUCACUCUCCCUUAUCUCUCCUCUCCCCUGUCUCACUCUCCCCCCCGCUCACUCUCCCUUAUCUCUCCUCUCCCCUGUCUCACUCUCCCCCCCGCUCACUCUCCCUUAUCUCUCCUCUCCCCUGUCUCACUCUCCCCCCGCUCACUCUCCCUUAUCUCUCCUCUCCCCUGUCUCACUCUCCCCCCCGCUCACUCUCCCUUAUCUCUCCUCUCCCCUGUCUCACUCUCCCCCCGCUCACUCUCCCUUAUCUCUCCUCUCCCCUGUCUCACUCUCCCCCCCGCUCACUCUCCCUUAUCUCUCCUCUCCCCUGUCUCACUCUCCCCCCCGCUCACUCUCCCUUAUCUCUCCUCUCCCCUGUCUCACUCUCCCCCCCGCUCACUCUCCCUUAUCUCUCCUCUCCCCUGUCUCACUCUCCCCCCCGCUCACUCUCCCUUAUCUCUCCUCUCCCCUGUCUCACUCUCCCCCCCGCUCACUCUCCCUUAUCUCUCCUCUCCCCUGUCUCACUCUCCCCCCCGCUCACUCUCCCUUAUCUCUCCUCUCCCCUGUCUCACUCUCCCCCCCGCUCACUCUCCCUUAUCUCUCCUCUCCCCUGUCUCACUCUCCCCCCCGCUCACUCUCCCUUAUCUCUCCUCUCCCCUGUCUCACUCUCCCCCCCGCUCACUCUCCCUUAUCUCUCCUCUCCCCUGUCUCACUCUCCCCCCCGCUCACUCUCCCUUAUCUCUCCUCUCCCCUGUCUCACUCUCCCCCCCGCUCACUCUCCCUUAUCUCUCCUCUCCCCUGUCUCACUCUCCCCCCCGCUCACUCUCCCUUAUCUCUCCUCUCCCCUGUCUCACUCUCCCCCCCGCUCACUCUCCCUUAUCUCUCCUCUCCCCUGUCUCACUCUCCCCCCCGCUCACUCUCCCUUAUCUCUCCUCUCCCCUGUCUCACUCUCCCCCCCGCUCACUCUCCCUUAUCUCUCCUCUCCCCUGUCUCACUCUCCCCCCCGCUCACUCUCCCUUAUCUCUCCUCUCCCCUGUCUCACUCUCCCCCCCGCUCACUCUCCCUUAUCUCUCCUCUCCCCUGUCUCACUCUCCCCCCCGCUCACUCUCCCUUAUCUCUCCUCUCCCCUGUCUCACUCUCCCCCCCGCUCACUCUCCCUUAUCUCUCCUCUCCCCUGUCUCACUCUCCCCCCCGCUCACUCUCCCUUAUCUCUCCUCUCCCCUGUCUCACUCUCCCCCCCGCUCACUCUCCCUUAUCUCUCCUCUCCCCUGUCUCACUCUCCCCCCCGCUCACUCUCCCUUAUCUCUCCUCUCCCCUGUCUCACUCUCCCCCCCGCUCACUCUCCCUUAUCUCUCCUCUCCCCUGUCUCACUCUCCCCCCCGCUCACUCUCCCUUAUCUCUCCUCUCCCCUGUCUCACUCUCCCCCCCGCUCACUCUCCCUUAUCUCUCCUCUCCCCUGUCUCACUCUCCCCCCGCUCACUCUCCCUUAUCUCUCCUCUCCCCUGUCUCACUCUCCCCCCCGCUCACUCUCCCUUAUCUCUCCUCUCCCCUGUCUCACUCUCCCCCCCGCUCACUCUCCCUUAUCUCUCCUCUCCCCUGUCUCACUCUCCCCCCCGCUCACUCUCCCUUAUCUCUCCUCUCCCCUGUCUCACUCUCCCCCCCGCUCACUCUCCCUUAUCUCUCCUCUCCCCUGUCUCACUCUCCCCCCGCUCACUCUCCCUUAUCUCUCCUCUCCCCUGUCUCACUCUCCCCCCCGCUCACUCUCCCUUAUCUCUCCUCUCCCCUGUCUCACUCUCCCCCCCGCUCACUCUCCCUUAUCUCUCCUCUCCCCUGUCUCACUCUCCCCCCCGCUCACUCUCCCUUAUCUCACUCUCCUCCCCCCUGUCUCACCCGCCUUUUCGCCCCCCUUUCUCUCUCUGCGCAUCCAUCAGGCGGAUCUGCUGGCAAUGGAGCAGCUGUCGCACCCCAACAGCCCGUCACUGUGUGCCCAUUGCCCUCACUCUCGUUGCGCAACACCCGCACAUCCUUCCCCUCGUUCUUCCCGCUUUCUCUCUCUGCGCAUCCAUCAGGCGGAGCUGAUGGCAAUGGAGCAGCUGAAACAUCCCACCAUCCUGUCGCUGUUUGGUUUUGUGGCCAAGCCCACGCCCGCGCUCAUCUACGAGUUUAUCACCAAUGGCAAUGCCGAGGCGUACCUCAGAAAAGCUGUGCAAGGCAAGGUGGAGUUUUCCUGGAAGGCGCGGCUGCGGGUGGCUCUGAUGUGUGCGGAGGCGCUGCAGGUGAUGCACAGCCACAACUACGUGCACCGCGACUUCAAGGCCUCCAACGUGCUGCUGCGUGAGGACCUAACGCCAGUGCUGGCGGACUUUGGCUUAGCACGCACGGUGAACAACUGGCAGAGCCACGUCACCACGCGGGUCAUGGGCUCCACAGGUUACAUUGACCCUGUCUACUUCGAGUCUGGUCAUUUGAACGCCAAGUGUGACACGUAUGCAUUUGGGAUCUUUCUCCUCGAACUUGUUACGGGCAUGCUGGUCACUGACAAAAACUUUGAAGCCUUGCGAAUGACCCUUGCUACUGGGGCUGACCUGCCCGAAGCGGACAAAGUGAUGGACCAGACACUGGCUGGGCAGUGGACAAAAAAAGAUGCACUUAUGGCCAAGGUCUUCUCGCCAACCCCAGCUCCCGGCGAGCCCGUUGUUACAGUGGACAACGAGAGCAGCGAAAACUACACUAUUAUCACCGUCAGCGCCCCUAACAGACCCGGAUUGCUCCAGCUUCUAACGCUCACGUUUCGCGAUCUCGGCCUGGACGUCGGCAAGGCCGUCGUCGAUCUCGACGAUGACGGAAACGUAGCCGACGCGUUUUACGUCACGGCCGUUGACGGAAAAAAGAUCACCCAGAAACGCGAUCUGCAGAACAUCCGCAAGUGCGUGGUUAGAGCGUUGGUUCUAGACGCCAAGGGUGACUCGCCGAAAGAUGCUCCGGUCCGGCCCGCGAGACUUAUCCGGCCAGUUACAUCUCUGGACCCGUCGGCUUCGCCGGAGAUGAAACGGCGUACGGAGCUGCUGCACAACCUGAUGGACACGUACAUCAAGAACGACGUGCUGUCCAUCCAGAAGAGCAUUGUGGACCACGUGGAGUACACCAUGGCGCGCAGCAGAUACAAAUUCGACGACUUCGAGGCUUACCAGGCGACAGCGUACAGCGUGAGGGACCGCCUGAUUGAGAGCUGGAACGACACGCAGCAGUACUUCAAGGACCAGGACUCCAAGCGCGUCUACUACCUCUCCAUGGAGUUCCUCAUGGGGCGGUCGCUGCUGAACAGCAUAUUCAACCUGGGCAUGAAGGACCAGUACGUGGAGGCGCUGGGGCAGCUGGGCUACAAGCUCGAGGUGCUGGCGGAGCAGGAGAGGGAUGCUGCUCUUGGCAACGGUGGCCUUGGCCGCCUGGCAGCCUGUGUGCUCGACAGCAUGGCGACCCUCAACUACCCAGGAUGGGGCUACGGCAUCCGCUACCAGUACGGCAUGUUCAGGCAGACCCUACAGGACGGCUUUCAGCACGAGCAGCCAGACUACUGGCUGACGUUUGGCAACCCGUGGGAGAUAGAGCGUGUGUUUGUGACGUACCCCGUGCGCUUCUAUGGCACCGUUGAGUCCUACACCGAGGCCGGCCACCCCCGCAAGCGAUGGGUCGAGGGCGAAACGGUGGAGGCAGUGGCAUACGACAACCCUAUCCCAGGUUACCACACCAACAACACCAUCAACUUGCGCCUCUGGGGAGCAAAGCCCAGCGGCGAGUUUGACUUGCAAAGCUUCAACACGGGGGACUACGUGAACGCGAUUCUGAGCAAGCAGAAGGCGGAAGCUAUCAGCAGCGUGCUGUACCCCGACGACCGCACGUACCAGGGCAAGGAGCUGCGCCUCAAGCAGCAGCACUUCUUCGUCUCCGCCACCAUGCAAGAUGUCGUGCGCCGCUACAAGGAGGAGCACGCCACGUUCGACGAGUUUAAAGACAAGGUGGCGCUGCAGCUGAAUGACACGCACCCGGUGCUGGCUCUGGUGGAGCUGAUGCGCCUUUUGGUGGAUGAGGAGGGGCUGGAGUGGGGGUACGCAUGGAACAUCACCACGCAUACGUUCUCGUACACGAAUCACACUGUGCUGCCUGAGGCGCUGGAGAAGUGGCCCGUGGAGAUCCUGGAGACGCUGCUGCCUCGCCACCUGGAGAUCAUUUACGACAUCAACCACAACUUCAUUGUGGACCUGAAGAAGCGCAUCGGCAACGACUACGACCGCCUCUCCCGCAUGUCCAUCAUUGAGGAGGGCGCGCACAAGAGCAUCCGCAUGGCAACGCUGGCGGUGGUGACGUGCCACACCAUCAAUGGCGUGUCUCAAAUCCACACGGACCUCGUUGAACACACCCUCUUCAAGGACUUCUAUGACAUCUGGCCGCACAAGUUCCAGAACAAGACAAACGGUGUCACCCAGCGACGGUGGCUGGCGUUCUGCAACCCGGGGCUGGCGGCGAUUCUGACGCAGUGGCUGGGCACGGAGUCAUGGAUCACCCACCUGGACCUGGUCGCAGGGCUCAAGGAGCAUGUGGAUGACCCGCUGCUGCAGACACAGUGGAUGGAGGUUCGCAGGCAGAACAAAGCUCGCCUGGCAGCAUACAUCGAGGGGAUUUCAGGGAUCAAGGUGAGCAUCGACGCCAUGUUUGACGUGCAGGUGAAGCGAAUCCACGAGUACAAGCGGCAGCUGCUCAACGUAAUGGGCAUCAUCCACCGCUACGACUGCAUCAAGAAGAUGAGUCCCGAGGAGCGCAAACGGGUGGUGCCGCGGGUGUGUCUUCUGGGCGGCAAGGCGGCACCAGGGUAUGACCUGGCGAAGAAGAUCGUGAAGCUUAUCAGCGCUGUGAGCGAAGUGAUCAACAAGGACGAGGAUGUGGGCGACCUGCUCAAGCUGGUGUUCAUUCCGGAUUACAACGUGUCGCUUGCUGAGCUCAUCAUCCCUGCCAGCGACCUCUCCCAACACAUCAGCACAGCGGGCAACGAGGCAUCGGGCACGAGCAACAUGAAGUUUGCAAUGAACGGGUGCCUCAUUCUGGGCACUCUGGAUGGCGCCACGCGCGAGAUCAGAGAGGAAAUCGGGCCCGAGAACAUGUUUGUGUUUGGGGCGGAGACCAAGGACGUGCCGCGGCUGAGGGAGGAACGGCGCACCUUCACCCCUUGCCGCAACUUCACUCGCGUUGUGGGCAUGAUCCGCAGUGGGUACUUUGGGUGGACGGAGUUCUUUGCACCGCUCAUGGAUUCCAUUGACGGCCCGGGCAACGACUAUUACCUGCUUGCCAACGACUUCCCCACCUACCUGCAAGCCCAGGCGGCCAUCGAUGCAACGUAUGUGGACGUGCCCAAGUGGACGCGCAUGAGCAUCAGCAGCACAGCAGGGUGUGGGCGGUUCACCAGUGAUCGCACGAUCAAGGAGUAUGCCGAGGAGAUCUGGGACGUGAAGCCCGUCACUCGGCCGUAUUGA